This is a messenger RNA of Hylaeus anthracinus, 749 nucleotides long. RefSeq names its product small ubiquitin-related modifier 3 (gene Sumo). Gene Ontology annotation, cellular component: nucleus. Gene Ontology annotation, molecular function: protein tag activity; ubiquitin-like protein ligase binding. Gene Ontology annotation, biological process: protein sumoylation. The transcript is spliced from 3 exons. The record is from RefSeq and is a predicted model, not a curated record. Bases 194 to 472 code for a protein of 92 amino acids. Lineage: Eukaryota; Metazoa; Arthropoda; Insecta; Hymenoptera; Colletidae.
UAUGCUAUAGUAUGCUACUUGUGUAAGAUGGAAACGUUGUGAUUACAGCUACAAAGGAGCGGGCUUAUUGCGAGUUAUUCGCCUGUAUAUUUGUAAGAAUAUUAGAUAGCCUGGCAUAUAAUCUGGCAAUUAAUUCUUGAUAAUAUUAUUACCAAUCACUGACGAGAUAGUAUAUUUGUGGUAAACUGUAAACAUGUCGGACGAGAAGAAGGAAACUAAAACAGAAUCGGAACAUAUAAAUUUAAGAGUACUGGGGCAGGAUAGUGCAGUGGUUCAAUUUAAAAUAAAAAAACACACACCACUCAGGAAAUUAAUGAAUGCCUACUGUGAUCGUGUGGGGCUAGCGAUUGCUGCAGUAAGAUUUAGAUUUGAUGGACAACCCAUAAAUGAAUUAGAUACUCCAACAACUCUUGAAAUGGAGGAAGGAGACACAAUAGAGGUUUAUCAGCAACAGACAGGAGGAUUGUGUUGAGAUUUAACAUUGUCAUUCAAUAGUUUCAAAAUGGACUUGAUAAAAAAUUUUGUUUCAGUGCUUAUGAGAAAGAGGCGUGAAUUAUUUUUAAUUUUUCCUAACUCAACAGAAUACUUUGUUUUAUAAUAUUAUGUGGAAAAGUUGUUUACACUUUUUAUAUAAAUCAAACUUAGAUGCUGUUCAAUGCAUUUAUUUCAUCUAAAGAGUAAUCUUUUUACAUUUUGUAUUGUUUGAUACCAUACAAUAAGAUUAAAGUUUUUGUAUCUUUCAAACUGUA